Messenger RNA from Neohortaea acidophila, 2802 nucleotides. Its product is annotated as AEX-3 domain-containing protein. NCBI's taxonomy places the organism in Eukaryota, Fungi, Ascomycota, Dothideomycetes, Mycosphaerellales, Teratosphaeriaceae. Gene Ontology annotation, biological process: regulation of Rab protein signal transduction. Bases 1 to 2802 code for a protein of 933 amino acids. The transcript is spliced from 3 exons. Gene Ontology annotation, cellular component: cytoplasmic vesicle. The record is from RefSeq and is a predicted model, not a curated record.
AUGGGGCCCUCCUCGGCCUCGAGGCCUCGCUCGGGCGAGUCGCGCCCUCUCAGUCGCGACGAAGACAACCUCAUGAUCCCCAACCGAACCUCGUCGUUACACUCGCGCAUCGCCCAACCUGGCCCAGACACCCUGGCGCAGGCAAAGCCGCAACAAAAGGCCCCCAAGACAUUGACCCAUGCGUACAUGGUUUGCGGAGUCGGGAGGGAACCAUCACAAUGGGUCAAGGCACCCGCACCGGUGCAGGGAAAGAUCGCGCACAUGAAGGGUGCCGUCGGCCAGUUCUGGCUGCCGGAGAUCCUCGGCAGCAGUCCCAGACUCGAGCAAGAUAAUGAGAUUGCUCGAUCUCUCCAUUCCGCCAUGAGGGCUUGCUUCCCGCAUGAUGUCGAAAUCUGCACCGGCGCCACCCAACCCCAUUGUGUGCAUCAUGCCUUUGUCUUGCAGCAGGACUCCUCCCAUACUCUGUACGGCAUCGCACUGCGAGUGUGGUCGCGAGCAGACGAGAGACGAGCGGAGACCAUUCGUGACCUUCGCAGACGUACCGAGCCCGACUACUACGACUCCCCGGGCGAGACGUAUUGGAUCCCUUACUGCUUGAGCUUCCUCUCGCGGUAUCCGCUAUACAACCUGCUCGGCGACUACCUCCGAGGCAUGUGGAUCCACUGGAACAAGGCCACCAACCUGUUCCACGCAGAGGAGGUGUCAAGAAUCCUGAGCUUCCCGGCUCCACGGCUGAAUGACCUCGUUCGGAUCGACAUGAAGGAUUAUGCUCUGUGCUACCAGUUUCCCUCGACGCCGACCGGCUUCCAGAACUUCGCAAUGUGGCCAUUGUUCUGCUGUCUGUCGAUUCCCAAUAUCGUGGGCAUUCUGGAGGCUGCUGUGUCGCCCACUCGCCGCAUCAUCUUUAUUUCGCACUACCCUGCGAUGCUGACCGUCGCAGCAGAGACGAUCCGUUUCAUGGUCCGGGUAUACGAGUGGAGUGGCUUGUAUGUGCCCGUGGUGCACGCCCGUCAUGCAAAGGAGCUCGUCCAGGAGCCAGGUCCAUACAUCCUUGGCAUCACUGCCGAAUGCCGCACCCUAUUCACCGCGCCAUCAGAUGCCUUGGUCAUCGAUCUCGAUCGCAAUUUCGUCCUCACAUCCAGCCCGCCCGACGUGUGGAGCUCGAAGCAGCGCACGAAACUCAUCACUCGUAUGACUGGAGCGCUCAAUGGCGACGUUUCCCCGUCUGGCGUCCCACAGCACCUUCGAUCGGCGUACGGAGGUGGCAAGCUUAUUCCCGCCGGUCAGAUCAUCGUGAUGCGUGGAGAGGUGGAAAGUGUGCAGGAGCCGGGUUGGUGGAAUCAGGACAAUCUGAUGAAGGUCAUGGACCACGCCUGUGAGAAGUUGGGUAAAAACACAGGGUUCAAAGCGGUUUUUGGCGGGCCUCAGAAAAAGUCUCUCGUGACCAAGGUGUCGAUGAGGCAUCUCAACGAGAUUGUGCGUGAGCGGAACCAGUAUUCCCGCGAUGCGAUGGAGGCGUGGCAGGACUUCAUCAAUCUGAAGGGGCGCAUGGACACGGAACUGACCAAGGUCACAAAGCGGAACAACUUCUUGGUGGAGGAACUGGAGAGCUGGAAGCAGCAAUUCUUGAAGUUCCAGGCCUUCGCGGAGCAGCUGACAAAGGAGACGAAUGAGCUGAAAGUGAAGAUCGACAAUCACAAACGCGAGAACCGGCGCCUGACGACGCUUAUCGAUCAGCAAAAGGAUGACGCUGCCAGAUUGGCCGUACGCUUGUCUGGGACCGAGAAGCAGCGAGAUGACGCGCUUGAAGCACUCGUGCUCCAGCAAGAAAUCGCGGAAGAGCUGGAGAGAGAGCGGAAGCGCAACACAAAAGACAUCUCCGCUAUGCAGCACACCAAUGCCGUACUACUGCGCCAGCGCGACGAGGCUCAGCGUGUGGUUCUGCAUUUGCGUGCAUUGAUCGACGGCCAGGCGCAUCACAUGCAGCAUAUUGUCAAAUCACUCGGCGAGAUGCCAGACAAUGCCAACGUCCUAGAUGCAGACGCCAAUGGAGAGGCGGAGGACAAGGAUGAAGCCGACGCGGAAUUGGAUCGUGAAGUCGGCGGCUGGGGCUCGAGCCUGCCGUCCAGAGCGAGCACCAGAGUGUCGAGCCGUAUGGGCGGUGAGGAAGCCUCGCUCAUGAGCUCCGUGGCUCGCAAGCGCUUGUCGGAACUCAGCAUGACUGACGUCGCAGACCGCCACCUCCGCGAGAAGACUGAUGCGAUUGCAUACAUCAUUCGCAACAUCUCGGAGCAGUGCGCGGCUGCCGUCGAAGGGCUUGAUCUCGCUCGUCGCGCCGAGACGACUAGCAGCGAAGCCGACGACGAUACCCCCUCGGAGUCGGCAAGGAGACGCAGCAAGCGGCCGAUGAAGAGUCUCUCGACCACUUCUUUCGACGGCGAUUUGCAGUCGAUGAUCUCCGAAGAUGACUACAACGAUGGGCGGAGCGAUGCCGCCAGUUCGUAUCUCCAUCCAAAGCGAUCGUCGAACAUGCCGUCGACCCCCGACCUCAUCCACGACCGCAGCUCCACCAGCAUGAGCACUAGCACGGAGAGCACCAUUGCCACGCCGCUUCGACAGAGCCUGCAGAGCCAGUACAAGGGGCAACACGGCGAUAUCCCCGACAUCCCGACGAGGAUCUUGGAUGAAGAUGAGGAGGCGGCGGAGGGCGCCAUCCGCAUAGAGGCAGCCUCGGAGACCUUGCCGAAAGUGACACCGGGGGCAUUCCCCACUGCGGCAGAAGAACAAGUCGGAGCUGUUUAG